AUGGAAAUUCUCGAGGAAAAAUGGGAAGCAUUAGAAUGUCGAAAGGAGGACAUAGAAUCACAAAUGAUGAAUGCACAACCAGGAAAGAGCCCAAAAAUAGAAGUUAAAAAUUGGCUCCAAAAGGUAGAAAAAAUGAAAUCGGAGAUAGAAAACAUUAAACAAGAAGCUGACAAAAGGAUGUGUUUCUCACGUAUGAAACUAGGAAAACUUGCAUGUGAGAAGAGACAAAAGGUUGAAGAACUUCGUCAAGGAGGUGAUUUCAGUGAUGGUUUGGUAGUUGAUCCACCUGUAACUGUAAGCCAUGGAGAAAAAUUGUCAACUACAACAUUAGUGGGAGAAUCUACAGCCAAAAGAACAAAGGAAAAGAUUUGGCAACACUUACUAGAUGAAGAUUCUAGAAAGAUUGGUGUUUAUGGCAUGGGAGGCAUUGGAAAAACAACGAUCAUGAAACAAAUUAAUAAUGAUCUAUUAGAAGAGAAAAAGUUCGAUAACGUAAUUUGGGAGACUGUAUCAAAGCCAUUUAAUGUUAUCAAGCUUCAACAGGAUAUUGCAUGCAAGUUGAAUCUAGAUCUCUCAAAGGUUUCGGAUGAAACUACAAGGGCAAGCAAGCUAAACAAUGCAUUGGAAGAUAAGAAAAGGUAUGUGCUAAUUCUAGAUGAUAUGUGGGAAGCAUUUCGUCUUGAGGAAAUAGGGAUUCCAGAGCCUACUCCAUCAAACGGAUGCAAAUUAGUAUUGACAACUCGAAAUAUUGAUGUUUGUAGAAAAAUGGAUUUUAAGAAAAUUAAGAUGGAGCUUCUUUCAGGAGAUGAGUCAAGGAAUUUGUUUUUUGAUACAGUGGGGAGUAAUGUUUUGAAUGUUCAAGAUAUAAAACCAAUUGUGGAGGAAGUUGUUAAAGAAUGUGCUUGUUUGCCUCUUGCAAUCAUCACGAUAGCGGGAAGUUUAAAAGAUGUAGUUGAUGCUUCAGAGUGGGAGGACGCAUUGUAUAAGUUGAGGUCAACAAAAAAAAGUCCGGAAAAUUUAGAUGCUGAAAUAGCUGAGAGGCUUCGAUUCAGUUAUGACCGCUUAAAAGAUGAGAAACUUCAACGUUGUCUCUUGUGUUGUGCGCUAUACCUGGAAGACUACGAGAUUAGCAGAGACAAGUUGAUAGAGCAUUUGAUUGAUGAGAAAGUAAUAGAAAGCAUGAAGAGUAGGAAAGCAGAGUUUAAUAAUGGUCAUGUUAUGUUGAAUAAUCUUGAAAAUGCCUGCUUAUUAGGUGGGUCUAAAGAUUUUAGAACCAUUGAUAUUUUAGAAAAAAGGCGUUUUGUGAAGAUGCAUGAUCUAAUAAGAGAGGCAGAUGCUAAGUUCCUGGUAUCAGUCUAUGUUCCAAAAGAAGAAGAAUGGGGAAAUGAUGUUGAAAAGGAUUCUUUGAUGUGCAAACGUGGUUCAAAAUUUCCUAAUGUGUCACCAAAAUGUCCUAAGCUUUCGACCUUGCUUCUACGAGGAUAUGUAAACAUCAUCCCAGAUUCAUUUUUUGUGCACUUGCAUGGACUCAGAGUUCUACAUGUAGAUUGUCUUGAGUUUGAAUCUUUACCAAAUUUAGUCUCUGACUUGAAGCAUCUUACUUCAUUAAGGCUUAUUAAUAGUUUUCAUAUUAGGCGUGUGCCUUCAUUAGCAAAGCUUACAGCAUUAAGGAGUUUGGAUCUUUCGGGAGGAUCACUGGAAGAAAUACCUCAUGGUUUGGAAAUGUUGGUCAAUUUGAGAACCUUAAUGUUGAUAGUUAUAACAUGA
Quercus lobata is the source of this 1767-nucleotide messenger RNA. RefSeq names its product probable disease resistance protein At1g52660. The coding region runs from base 1 to 1767 and encodes 588 amino acids. The record is from RefSeq and is a predicted model, not a curated record. NCBI's taxonomy places the organism in Eukaryota, Viridiplantae, Streptophyta, Magnoliopsida, Fagales, Fagaceae. The transcript has a single exon. Gene Ontology annotation, molecular function: ADP binding.